Messenger RNA from Impatiens glandulifera, 2691 nucleotides. Its product is annotated as putative disease resistance protein RGA4. Gene Ontology annotation, biological process: defense response to other organism. The transcript is spliced from 4 exons. NCBI's taxonomy places the organism in Eukaryota, Viridiplantae, Streptophyta, Magnoliopsida, Ericales, Balsaminaceae. Gene Ontology annotation, molecular function: ADP binding. The record is from RefSeq and is a predicted model, not a curated record. The coding region runs from base 1 to 2691 and encodes 896 amino acids.
AUGGUUGAUGCAGCUUUAAUCAAUGGCUUGCUUUCAAACUUAGCGCCUCUGAUUAAUAAUGAAAUCUCAUUGUUUAGGAGUUUUAAAAAGGAUAUUCAAAAGAUAUCAAGCACGUUAUCUUCAAUUAAUGCUGUUCUUGAGGAUGCUGAAAGAAAGAAAGUACGAGAGAAAGACAAACAAACCGAAGAUUGGUUGAAAAAACUCAAAGAUGUAGCAUAUGAAGUUCGCGAUAUCAUGGAUGAGUGCAGUUUGGAAGAUCUUUGUGUUCAAGUCAAAAGACGGAAUGACUCAUCUUCAACUCGAAAGAAGUUGCAUUUGCGUGAAACUACUAAUAACUCAUCAUCUACUACUAGUUGGCGUGAAACCAUAUCUGUUUCUACAUGUAGCCAUGUAUAUGGGAGAAAUAUCGAGAAGAAAAAGAUUAUCGAUAUUUUAUUCAAUGCAUCAAAUAUUGCUAAAGAAUUACAUGUCCUACCUAUUGUUGGAAUUGGUGGUCUAGGUAAAACAACACUUGCCCAAAUGGUUUUCAAUGAAGAAAAAGUUUCUAAGCAUUUUGAUAUCAAAAUUUGGUUGAAAGCUAUAUUAGAUUGUGGAUCAAGUGGUUCGUUUAUCCUUACCACUACCCGUAAAAGAAAUGUUGCCGAAAUAAUGAAAACAAUUCAACAUUUUGAGUUACCAGAGCUCUCCGAUGAUAUUUGUAGGAUAUUAUUCGAAGAACGUGCAUUUAUGUAUGGAACACCAAAAUCUCCUAAUUUUAUUAAUAUUGGAAAUGAAAUAGUCAACAAAUGUAAGGGUGUUCCUUUAGUUGCUAAGAUAUUAGGAAGUCAAUUGGGCUUCACUAGUGAUGAAGGAGAAUGGUGUAGACUAAGAGAUAGUGAGAUAUGGGAGCUACUCAAAAAUGAAAAAUCUAUCUUGUCUAUUCUAAAGUUGAGUUAUUAUGACCUUCCUUAUCAUUUGAGAAGAUGUUUUGCAUUUUGUGCUAUAUUUCCUAAGGAUAGUGUGAUUGAAAAAGAAAGAUUGAUCCAAUUGUGGAUGGCCCAUGAUUUAAUUCCUACAAAUGAAAACCAAGAAGUAGAAGUUAUUGGAAAUGCAAUUUGGAAUGAGUUGUGUUGGAGAUCAUUUUUUCAAGAAGAAACUAAGAAAUUAGGUAAGUAUGGAGUUUAUACAACAUGUAAAAUGCACGAUCUUAUGCAUGACCUUGCUCAAUUUGUUAUGGAAGGUGAAUGUUAUAUCAUGGAUGCUAAGAGCUCAAGACAUGAUUUUAGACAAGGGGUUCGUCACAUAACAAUAAUGAUUAAUGAUUUUGACAAAACUCCAUUUGGGUUUCUGGAGAAAAUAGGAGGCGUGCAAUCGAUACUACUUCAUCCCACAAAAAUAAAUGUUUCAAAUGUCUUCAAUGAGAUUUUGAGUGUCUUCAAGAAACAUUUGUCUUUACGUGUCUUUGAAGUAGAUCCCUAUGUCGAAAAUCAAGCAUUGUGUUACAUUGGAUGCCUAAAACAUCUUAGAUACUUAAACAUCUCUUAUAUGUGCAAGAAAAAAGAUUGUCAACUAGAUGAGUUAAAAGAAUUGAACAUAGGAGGAUCUUUGGAAAUUAGAAACCUCGGAGGAGUUUCUAACACAACUAUUGCAAGAGGGCAUAUAAGUUUGAUGGCUAAAAAGUCAAGUAUCAAUAUGUUGGAGUUAAAUUGGGAUAAUGAUUGGGAAGAUAACGACGAAGAUGAUGAUAAAGAUUGGAUCAAGAAGAAGAAACUACAUGAGAAAAUAGGUGAAACUCUGGAGGUGCCAACUACAAUGCUUAAGAUAUUGAUAAUGCGAAAUUACAAAGGUGUUUAUUUCCCCUGGUUGGAAAAGUUAUCUGGUUCUCUUAGACACCUUGAACUUUGGUGCUUGGAAAAUCUCAAACACAUAUUUACUAAUAGUGAUGAUAUUGGAAUGGCAGUGUUCCCUUUCUUAGAGAAAUUGAAAAUUUAUAACAUGAUGAAUUUGAGGGAAUUUAUGUGUCCUAGUUGUUGUUACAAUAUUGGAUCAUUCUCUAAUCUAUGCAAGAUUGAGAUAUAUGAUUGCCCAAACCUAGGGACAUUUCCACCACAUCUCAAAUCACUCAAGGAUCUAACUCUGGAUGGUGAAUGUUCAGAUGAGUUGUUAUACAGCAUCUCGAAUCUUAGUAGUCUCGUUCAUCUCAACAUUUAUAAUUUUAAAAGCAGAGUUGUUCUAUUUCCAAAGGAAAUGUUUGGUGUGAACAAUGAAGUACUACUAACACAAGGACUGAGAUCAACUUUGCAAUCUCUUCUACAGUUGAACAUUAUGGGGUGCCACAAAUUAAGUUGUUUGUUUGAUGAGAAAAUGAUAAUGCAGCUCCCUUUGCUACAGACUUUACGUAUUCUGAAUUGUCGAAACUUAGCAUCUCUGUCACGAAAGCGCCACAUUCAAGGAGAAGGAGGGGUAACAAGAGGUGUCACAAACCUCAAUUCUCUCACGAGUUUGAUUAUCGAAAAUUGCCCUGAGUUAAUGAUGUUAUUGGAGGAAUUUGAAUACCUCCAUAAUUCACUACAGAUAUUGUAUAUAAGGAGUUGUGGUAAGCUGGUGUCCCAUGAAGAAGCAGACAAUGUUAUCUUAUUUAUAUGUUCUCUUCAAGCAAGAUUUGGUCAUAAAAAUAUUGAUGUCGAUAUCCUAAAGGAAAAGGAAAAUUAG